This is a messenger RNA of Mangifera indica (mango), 1479 nucleotides long. Its product is annotated as peptidyl-prolyl cis-trans isomerase FKBP19, chloroplastic. Gene Ontology annotation, cellular component: thylakoid; chloroplast. The coding region runs from base 427 to 1038 and encodes 203 amino acids. The transcript has 12 exons. Gene Ontology annotation, molecular function: peptidyl-prolyl cis-trans isomerase activity. The record is from RefSeq and is a predicted model, not a curated record. Lineage: Eukaryota; Viridiplantae; Streptophyta; Magnoliopsida; Sapindales; Anacardiaceae.
AAAAAAAAACAAAUUAAUAAAUAAAAGAAAAUUAAGAGGUAAGUCGGGUCUACCAAAAGCUGAGGCCGUUAUCUUCCCGCGAAGCACCUCGCUCUCUUUCAAUGGCUUCAAUUUCAGCUCUUGGAUCUCCUUUCUUCCUUCUCAAACCCUCAUCUCCAGAACGAGCAGAGCUGAGUCCCUUCAGAACCCGCAUAGAUUUUGGUGUUCUGCUUCGUGGGGUGACUUCUAUCAAUCCAAAUAAGUUUCGCAUCGCUAGGCUAAGGAUUGGCAAUUGGGCUUAUAAGUAUUGGGUAUGCUACACAGACAGGCCAAUUUUUUUGUGUAAGCUACGGUCUUGCCUCAACUGAGUUGACCUUCUCACUGUAGCCGUCGUGCAGCUACACUCAUCUAAAACGUAACUUUCAAUGUUGAUGUGAAAGUAAUCCCAUGAGCAAUAUACAAGACAUUGACCGAAGAAAAGUGCUGAUAUCGUCCAUUGGAGUACUAGUUGGAGCCUUGUGCAGUUCACCAAUGAAUGGAGUAGCUUCUGCAGCUGAAUUUACUGAUAUGCCAGCACUUAGGGGGAAGGAUUAUGGCAAGACAAAGAUGCGGUAUCCAGACUACACAGAAACAGAAUCAGGUCUUCAAUAUAAGGACUUGCGACCGGGAAGUGGACCUACACCAAAGAUGGGAGAGACAGUUGUGGUUGAUUGGGAUGGUUACACGAUAGGCUACUAUGGCCGCAUAUUUGAAGCUCGAAACAAAACUAAGGGCGGCUCUUUCAUGGGAGAUGACAAGGACUUUUUCAAAUUUAGGAUUGGAUCUCAAGAGGUAAUUCCAGCUUUUGAAGAAGCUGUUAGAGGAAUGGCUUUGGGUGGCGUUAGAAGGAUCAUAGUGCCCCCAGAACUGGGAUAUCCUGAGAACGACUACAACAAAAGUGGCCCAAGGCCAACUACUUUUUCAGGCCAGCGAGCCUUGGAUUUUGUGCUGAGGAACCAAGGACUGAUAGACAAGACUUUGCUGUUUGAUAUCGAGCUCCUCAAAAUCAUACCAAACUAAUCAUUUGCGAAUUUCCACAUGCUUCAUUGGCACUAUCUGAAACAUUAAGAUAGCUGGAAGAUAAUUGCAAAUCAAGGAAGCCACAUUUUGAAAGUAGAGCUGUUUCACCAUAAUUUUCAUGAAAUUAGAGCUGUUUUGUCAUAAUUCUCGAUUUAUUGUCGAGGUAAGAAAGCAUAUAAAUAUACGGCUCUUUGCCUACCAGAGUUUAUAGAUUCAAGAUACCUACCAUGUGAAAGCUUUGAUGUAUCUACUACUCAAGUCAGUAAUAUCUUUCCCUGUAAUUAAAGUUGCAUGCUACAAUUUCAGCCUGGAAUUUUGUUUCUUGUUGUAUUUACUACAUUUGUUCCACAGGCUCAGAACAUUUGUCUUUCAGGUAAUUCUGGUGGUUCUGUGUCUUGACAUUUACAAUGAACUUUUGGACCCUACCACAUGAUUUUUUCA